Xiphias gladius (swordfish) is the source of this 2469-nucleotide messenger RNA. RefSeq names its product reticulophagy regulator family member 3 (gene retreg3). Lineage: Eukaryota; Metazoa; Chordata; Actinopteri; Istiophoriformes; Xiphiidae. The transcript has 10 exons. Bases 207 to 1700 code for a protein of 497 amino acids. Gene Ontology annotation, biological process: reticulophagy. The record is from RefSeq and is a predicted model, not a curated record.
ACAAAAACAAAACUCAAAUAUUCCUAUUGUGCAUGAACGCCGUCUGACACGGGCGCGCGUGCGGUUUCUGAUUGGGCUGCUGAUGUCUCGGAAAAACAGGUUACGCCAUAUUGUCCCGAGCCUUUCAGAGGAGAGCACUGCAUUUCUGCAAAAAUGACAAAAUAUCUUUAUUUUACAGGCUUACUUUAUCCACGGUAUACGCUAAGAUGGCGCACACUGGGGCAAUGGAAGACUCCUCCGAGGAGGACUGCUCUGCCAAGCAGGGGUCUAGUAUCUGCCUGCGAAGUCGACCGUGCUCCACCGAGAGAGACGGUCAGGUACGGGCUGUCAAAGCCGCUCUUCAGUCCCGAUUGGGGCCCUACGAGCCCGUCCUGACCUACCUACAGUCCGUCCUGGUGUGGGAGAGACCCUUUCAGUGUGUGCUCUUCUACAUCUUGGUCAACGUUGUGUUCUGGUUCUUUGCCCUGACCUCACUGCGCCUGCUGUUCCUGCUGGCAUCCGGUCUGGCUGUGGUUGUCUGUGUUGAUACCUGGAGAAACAAGAUCUGGCCAGAAAUUAGAGUAAGAAACCCGGAUGAAUCAGAAAAUGAGAGCUGGGGUCUGGUGCAACCUGGCAUUCUCAGUGUACCUGAACUGUCCCACCAUAUCGCUGAGGCCUGGGUCAGUGGAGCAGUUCUCACAUCCACUGUGGUACAGUACAAACGACACAACCCUGGAAAGUUUUGCAUCCUGACCUGUGGACUGUUUACCUGUUUGGCUGUGGUUGGGCGCUACAUUCCAGGAUUGGUGCUCUCCUACUCUGCUGUGUUAGCUACCCUCCUGGCCCCCCUGGCAGCCUAUCACAGGGUUUUUCCGCACGUGUACGUGAAGCUGGAGCCGGUCCUGCAGCGGCUGGACUUCAGCGUUCGUGGAUACAUGAUGUCAAAGCCUAUUGAUAAUCAGUUCCUGCGGAGGCCUAUCCAUGGUGCAGCCUCAGGUGAAGCCAGUGACAGUGAAGAGGAGUUGGCUGCUUUCUGUCCAACAUUCGAUGAUGCUGUUGUUGCGAAGGAACUUGCACUGACAGACUCCGAGCACUCCGAUGCUGAGGUGUCCUACACUGACAAUGGAACAUUUAACCUAUCGCGUGGGCAGACCCCACUCACAGAGGGCUCUGAGGACCUUGACAGACACAGUGAUGCUGAGGAAUCCUUUGCUCAAGAUCUCCCAGACUUCCCCUCCAUAAAUCCAGAUGCCACUCUGAUGGAUGAUGACGACGACACAAGCAUCGGGCUACCUAGUCUGUGUCUAUCUGGGCUAGCUAGUCAUCGGGUUUCAGUGCUGGAUGUGGAGUCUCAUCUGGACUCUGACCAGGACGAUCUGGAUACAGAACUUUCUCUCAGCGGCCUGCCACCUGCCUCUGAUUUCGCCGGAGACUUGGCCGGAGUCAUCGCCAGCAACAUGAUCCAAACAGCGUUUGCCGCGGCAAUGCAACCUCGGCCUCCUGCUACCAAGCGCAGAGAAGGCCCACCCAAGGCCGGAGCCAGCCGAAGCUACCGCAAGCAGUCCAGCUCUGAGCUGGACACAGACUUGGAGGGAGAGGACUUUGAAAUGCUGGAUCAGUCUGAACUGAACCAGAUGGAUCCCCUCGGAGGAGGUGGGGGUACUAGACGAGAGAGCCAGGGGUCAAACUUCUUAUCUAGCCUGCUGGGUAAACCACAGUAAGGUGUGUGUGUGCGUGUGUGUGUGUGUGUACUUGUUCAUAAGCAUGUGAGAUUGUGUGUUAUGAGUGUGAAAGAUGAUUUUAGGUUCCAGCAGCCCUGCUUCUGAUUGGCAUCAGUUAUCACUGUGAAGUAUUUUAUUUUUUCUAUCUUUUCAAACUCUUUCUCCCCUACUUUCAAACCCUGAUCAUCCAGAAAACCUUUACUUUGUAGGCUGAGCAAUAGGAAAUGCAGCAACAAAAAUAAAACACAUUAAUAAACCAGCAUUAUUGAGCCUUGAUGCAGUCUUGUAUCUUAUGCACCCAUAAGUUAUAAGGGUACUUGUUAGUGACUAUACAUAAAGAACAACAGUGCCCCGUAAAAUCUUUUGUACUAGGAGGUCUACACAGGGCUAUUUAACAUGGGACCAAAUAUGACAUUUCUGUUGGUUGAGCUGAGCCAUGUUGCUUUGAUAUUGUCAUUAUGGAACAGCAUUUCAUGUUUACGUUUCUUUAGUGAGUGGAGCGACUGAGGUAGAUAAAUCAGCCCCCACUUUUUCCAUCACCUUUUGUCAAAGAAACAGCAGUUUGCGUUGCUGUUGUUGUUAGUCCUCUGCUGUCCUUUCAAGUGACACAGGGCUAUAAUCUGUUAGAAGAUGAUUUACUCGUUGUUACAGGUAUACAGACAUGAAUUUACUUUUUUUUUUUUUUAAAGCACUUUUCAGUAGUUGAGGAUUUGGACAGUGAUUCUCCUCUGUCAUGAAGAUGAAUAUUUUUUGGCUAAAAGCUUCAUUU